AUGUCCGGAAUCAAUACACCUCAACUGAAAAAGCUCUGGAACGACGCCCAAGCCCGACCAGAGUGGGCUGCAACAAGGUUUUGGGAGUAUGUCUUCGUGCAAAUCGUUUUCAAAGACCCAAUGUGGUCUGUUGCGUCGCAGCAGCCGCCAACUCGACAAGAUGGAGAUCGUCGCAGGGUUGACCUUAUGGCGGAAGACAUCAUGAACAACUUCACUCUGCUUUUCGUCACAGAACGAAAGACUGGGAUUUGGGCAAUGACCUGUGUUGGUACCCAAGUGAGGCUCUGGGCUUAUCAACGCAAGGAUGACUACCUCACGCCAUUUUGGCCUCUUGGGGACCAACUUGCCGCCAAAAAUGAUUACGUCGACUUUUCCACUCAUGGUCAAGAACUUCUCGAGAAACUUGUCUAUAUCCAGAGGCAUCCCUUUCCAGCGGGACACAUCUUCGAACAAUCACCCCGGCGUAGACCGACUGAAGUGACGCUUCCUUCUGAUUGGCACGAUCAAGAGGCUAAACUCAUCUUGUUGGAGAAUGGUGCGCUAAACAUUCAUCCACCUGUGGUUCCUAGCCAGGGCACUAUCAUCAGGGCAGAAGCUUGUCUGGAAGUCGGCGUUGAGAUUGUUUGGGAAGGCCAGUACAUGUGCAUUCAACCGCGUGAUGGGAAGGGUUUGCCUAUGUAUGUGUUCAAAAGUGGAUGGGUCAAAUGUUGGAUCAAAGUCGGCAAUAAUAUGGAUGAAGGCUACAUGUACAGUGAUGCUGAGGCGGGCAGAACGUAUUACACGUGGUCCCUGAAGCCGGAUACUGAGAAAAGAGAAGGAUAA
Messenger RNA from Beauveria bassiana ARSEF 2860, 822 nucleotides. RefSeq lists its product as uncharacterized. The record is from RefSeq and is a predicted model, not a curated record. The transcript is spliced from 2 exons. NCBI's taxonomy places the organism in Eukaryota, Fungi, Ascomycota, Sordariomycetes, Hypocreales, Cordycipitaceae. The coding region runs from base 1 to 822 and encodes 273 amino acids.